Passer montanus (Eurasian tree sparrow) is the source of this 534-nucleotide messenger RNA. Its product is annotated as zona pellucida sperm-binding protein 3-like. The annotation marks the transcript as partial. The record is from RefSeq and is a predicted model, not a curated record. Gene Ontology annotation, biological process: binding of sperm to zona pellucida; egg coat formation; positive regulation of acrosome reaction. Gene Ontology annotation, molecular function: acrosin binding. Lineage: Eukaryota; Metazoa; Chordata; Aves; Passeriformes; Passeridae. Gene Ontology annotation, cellular component: extracellular matrix. The transcript is spliced from 3 exons.
AAGCCGGGCCGAGCCCCGGCUCCGGGAAUCCCGGGGCUUUUCCGCGAUGCGCUCCCAGCUCCGCCUGCUCCUGGCGCUGCUGUGCGCGGCCCCCGCGGCCGCGGCGCCGCCCCCCUGGGAGCCGGCAUGGAGCGAUCCCAACCCCGGGAUGUGGGGGGACGAGCGGCCGCACUCCCGGCCCCGCUCCCGGCCGCAGGUGCCGGUGGAAGUGCAGUGCCAGGAGGCGCAGCUGGUGGUCACCGUGCACCGGGAUCUCUUCGGGAACGGCCGCCUGGUCAGCGCGGCCGAGCUCAGCCUGGGCCCCGCCGCCUGCCGCCAUUCCCGCCUGGAUCCAUCCCAGAAAACCGUCACCUUCAGCGCCGGCCUGCACGAGUGCGGCAGCACCGUCCAGGUCACUCCGGACUCCCUGAUUUACCGGACGCUGCUGAGCUACGAUCCCAGCCCCGGCAGCAACCCGGCCAUCGUGCGCAGCGAGCCGGCCGUCAUUCCCAUCGAGUGCCACUACCCCAGGCGGGAUAACGUCUCCAGUGUCCC